AUGAACAGAAAGUAUUCCAAAAGAGUAGGAGGAAUAAACUCGUUUUACACCAAGGGGACGAAAAAAAUCCGAGGGAAGUUUCAGGAUAGGCCUUUAUCCAAUGGGCAUGGGGCUCUGGUUAGAAAUACCAGGGCGAACAACUUCUGGAAAAGACGAACAACAAAGUAUCGAACAACCACCAAGAGAAGAAAUCACUUCUUUAAGAAGACGCAAAAUUUGCAUGACAAGAUAGGGAAACUCACCUCCAAGGAUCUGGAUGACGAAUUGGACAAUUACAUGGGCUCGAGCAAUGUGAAGUCAAGACUAGACAACGACUUAGAGUCAUAUUUUAAGAACAGCGAAAUGUUGCAAGUGGAUGGAAAUAAAGGAUUCAACAAAGUGGCCGAGUAG
Plasmodium inui San Antonio 1 is the source of this 390-nucleotide messenger RNA. RefSeq lists its product as hypothetical. The transcript is spliced from 2 exons. The record is from RefSeq and is a predicted model, not a curated record. The coding region runs from base 1 to 390 and encodes 129 amino acids. Lineage: Eukaryota; Apicomplexa; Aconoidasida; Haemosporida; Plasmodiidae.